UUCUCGCGGGCCACCGAAAACAAGCAAUGGUUCCCAUAUUUCCUCUCUGUCCAGGUAUUUAUUGUAUAUUGUAAUUUAUAUUUUUCGGACAUGAUGGAAAGCGCUAGUGUGCAGCAGCCCAACGCAGAAAGCAGCACCUCACCGCAGGCGGCUAAACGCGCCGGCGACUCCCCGGCAGCGGAGUCAGCACCGGCGGACAAAGGCAGCGCGACGCCGUCUCCGACCCGCGAGCCUGCAGCGGCCGAACCAACCGAGGAGGAACCGGCUCAAGACCCAAGCGCUGAUGCCUCCGCCACUGUGAUUACGUUUGACCUGGCAAGGUUUCGUAAGGCCGGCGAGAAGACGUUCACUCAGCGGUGCCGUCUCUACGUGGCCAACCUUCAUGCGGACAUGCAGGAGGAGGACUUUAAGAGCAUCUUCGCCAAGUACGGCAGCGUUAGCGAGGUCUUCAUCAACCGAGAGCGAGGCUUCGGUUUCGUGCGCCUGGAAACCCGAACACUGGCUGAAAUUGCCAAAGUUGAACUGGAUGGCACAACCGUGAACAAUCGACCAAUCAGAGUCCGCUUCGCGAGCCACGGCUCUGCUCUUAAAGUGCGCAACUUGUUGCCGGUUGUGACCAACGAGCUGCUGGAGCAGGCGUUCUCACAGUUCGGGCCGGUGGAGCGAGCCGUCGUCGUCACGGACGAUCGAGGGCGUCCUGUUGGGAAAGGAAUUGUUGAGUUUGCAAACAAAAUGGCCGCACGUAAAGCUCUGGAGCGCUGCACCGGCGGUGCACUGCUUCUCACCACGACUCCUUGUCCAGUUAUUGUGGAACCCUUGGAGCAGUUUGACGAUGAGGAUGGCGUGCCCGAAAAAAAUAUACCUAGGACUCCAAAGUACCUGAAGGAACGAGAAGCUCCUCCUCAUUUUGCUCAACCUGGGACAUUUGAGUUUGAAUAUGCGUCGCGCUGGCGAGCGCUCGACGAGAUGGAGAAGCAGCAGCGUGAGCAAGUGGACAAGAACAUUAAAAUGGCCAAGGAGAAGCUGGAAGCCGAGCUGGAGUCGGCCAAACAUGAGCGACAGCUGAUGUUGAUGAGGCAGGACUUGAUGCGGCGUCAGGAGGAGCUGCGGCGACUGGAAGAGCUUCGGAAUCAGGAGCUGCAGAGAAGAAAGCAGAUAGAAAUGAGGCACGAAGAAGAGAGACGAAGGAGGGAGGAGGAGAUGAUGAGACAUGGUGGGCAGGAGGAGAUCAGACGCCAACCAGAGGGUUUCAAACCAAACUACAUUGACAAUAGGGAGCAGGAUGUGAAAGGCGGCGAGCUUGGCCUUCGUGGAGUCAACAACAUGGCAGAUGCUUUCAACACGGCUGCAGGGUCGAGCGGUCACCAGGGUCAAAUGAUGGGCUUCGUUGGCCGAGGAGCACCGAUGGUGGCAGAGGGGCUGCCAAAUAUGGUGGGCGCAACCAUAAAGGCUGAGAAUGGAGCUAUGCGAAAUGAUAAAUACCCUCAAGGGGGCGCAGUCGGGGGACGACCAGAGGUCGAGUCUCCACAGCAGCAGCUACAGCUACAGCUACAGCAGCAACAGCAACAGCAACAGCAACAGCAGCAGCAGCAGCAGCAGCAGCAACCACCACCACCACAGUUGGGGCCACAAGUGGGACCACCACUUGGGUUCAACGCUGGCAGCCCAGUCGGCGGAGUGUUUGACGGUCCAAACAAUAAGCGCCGCAGAUACUGAUGCGGCAUCUCAACAGCCUUUAAGACGGCCUGCUACUUUCUUUUGUUUCUUCAUGCUGUAAUAUGUGCAGUUUGGAAGUUUGAAAUAUGGACUCAGAGUCAAGGAUGUCAUAUUUUAUUCUAUUUUUAUAACUGAAUGCCUAAUAUUAUUUGAGUGUGUGUUGUUAGUACCUGAUGACAGUCCAAACCACACUCUCACUCAUGUCUAAACAUUGGACAUGGUCCUCCAGGAACAGCCUGAAGAUACUGUCUUGCUUCACAAACGCUACUGAGAAAUAAAGGGUCUGGGAGUGAUGUGUGUCUCUUGGUGGUGAAAGCUAAACCUGAGGGUGACUUUGUACAAGGUCUCAGUGAAGAUACAUCGUGUUAUUACCGAGCUUAAGAGGACACCAGAGGCUGUUGGUGGUGCUUCACGUUGUUGAACUCCUCUUUCGCGACAGCAAUGAUCUGCAGGAAACUGAACUGAAUAUUUUUCUUGGCGCAUCCACUCUCAUCCAGGGGAACGCAGCCCUGCAUGUGGACCAGGACAUACACUACUUAUGAUCAGUAGCUGCCAGAACUAGCAAUGGGUUGAUCAGGAUUCAUAAAACGGUGUCAUGAUUUUCAGAGGCCACCAGGUGGCACUGUCUCCUGUAAAAUUCGUGUUGGGUUGUGAUGUAAGAAGAGCGCUAUCCAGUAUAGACAUCUAUACUGUUUCAUGAUACCUCAUGUACCCAGCACUAGCCAGUACCUGUGGAACACAUGGCCUCGCAGUGCCACACCACCAAUUGUUAAACAUCAAACCCUUGUCCUGGCAGCCAGUUGCAGUGAGGCAGACUGAGUUUCUAGUUUUGACACUGCUGCGCUAAGGUGAGACUUUCACCCAGUCCGCCUCAAACAGUGGAGCGGGUCCCUCUCGUGAUUUCUGUUCUUUUUAACUUCAGGUAAAUUGAUGCACUUUUUUUUCUGUUACAGACAAAAACAAUGUUAAUUUUUCUUUUCUUUAAUGCUAACAAGGAUACAAUGUUAUGCAGAGGUGUACUUGCGAUCAUUUUAUAGACAAAUGAUACUAUUUACCAAGACAGUGAAGAGUUGGUGCCGCGAAACAUUUACUUAGUGCAGCUGAUCCGUUAAGCCAACAUGAACAUGGUGGUUCCACAGAAAUGUGUGAUUAUUGAAGGCGUGUGUGGCUUCCUCCUCCAUCUUUUCAUUGUUUACAGUUGAUCUGUGUGCAGUACUUUGUCAACUCUGAUCAAUGCAUUGUCUUUCACAUUGGGUGAAAUGGAAUCAAGGCCUCGCAUGUAAUAAUGCUUGGUAAUAGACCAUUUAUUUAUUCUUUGGGAGACCCAAUAAAAACUGA
Messenger RNA from Synchiropus splendidus (mandarinfish), 3054 nucleotides. It is a transcript of the gene pspc1, whose product is annotated as paraspeckle component 1. Bases 91 to 1716 code for a protein of 541 amino acids. The record is from RefSeq and is a predicted model, not a curated record. Gene Ontology annotation, molecular function: RNA binding. Gene Ontology annotation, biological process: regulation of DNA-templated transcription. NCBI's taxonomy places the organism in Eukaryota, Metazoa, Chordata, Actinopteri, Syngnathiformes, Callionymidae. Gene Ontology annotation, cellular component: nucleus. The transcript is spliced from 10 exons.